Molecule: messenger RNA, 2208 nt
Organism: Penicillium roqueforti
Lineage: Eukaryota; Fungi; Ascomycota; Eurotiomycetes; Eurotiales; Aspergillaceae
Product: putative cholinesterase
Exons: 1
Coding region: 1-2208 (735 amino acids)
Source: RefSeq, a predicted model, not a curated record
AUGGAGUCCAAGUUUGCGAUACUCGCGUUUUGUUUGCUUUUGAGCCAUGGCUUGGCUGAACAACGCCAUCCCCAUGCUGGAUCUCUUGGCGAUCUUCGCGUAUUGCACUACAACAACCUCGGUCCCCAGAACAAUGGCACUUCAGCUAUUUUAGCACACGAUCGCUCGAGCUAUUUCGAUGCUGUUGCAAAGUGCAUUGCCAUAGGGGAGAAGCUCUUCCCGUGGUCUUCGAGUGAAAGCAAUAGUCAAAUUCACUCCGAACUCGGUUAUGAACUAGACUAUCUCAUCUUUGCAAAAGAAAUACGAGAUGAUGACUACUUUUGGCUGUCGGAGGAAGAAAAUCGCAAAUUAUGUUCUGCUUUCUCGAUCGCCCAUCGCAAGAUCAUACAGAAACCAUGCAAUGUGAAGCUACCAGCCCUCUGUACCUCAAGUCCGCCCGGAACAACCGAUCGCGACCGAGCCGUAAGGGAAACCACGAAACUGACCGUCACAUCCCACGAUUAUACCCUAACCGGAUAUCGAGAUGCGCGUUCCUUCCGCUUCCUCGGGGUGCCCUUCGCGAGUCCCCCAAUUAAUGACUUGCGCUUUGCCCCACCGCAAGCCUACACCGGAUCGAACAACAUCGAUGCGACUAGCAUGGGGAAUUCAUGCAUCCAAUCUGCUUCAGCCCUUAGCACUGUGUCUAUUGGUGGAAUGUCUGAGGACUGCCUUUACUUGAAUGUCUUCACCCCAUUCCUGCCUCACAAUAUCACCAAGAACACCGCCCUUCGCCCCGUGGCUGUUUAUCUGUAUGGGGGUGCAUUCACGAAAGGUACCGCAGCUAUGAUUGACUAUGACGGAGGAAACUUCGCCAGCCGCAGCGAUGUGGUCGUCGUCACAGUUAACUAUCGGCUUGGAGCAUUGGGGUUUUUGUCUACAGGGAAGCUGACAACUGGGAGCUACGGUAUUCAAGACCAAAUCAUGGUUUUGCAAUGGGUACAAAAGCACAUUUCUGCCUUGGGAGGUGAUCCAUCGCAUGUUACUGUCUUCGGGCAGUCAUCUGGUGGUCAAAGCGUGGUAGCUCUGCUCUCUUCCAGCGCAGCGAAAGGUCUCUUCUCCGGCGCGCUGGUGCAAUCAGCAAACUUCGACCUGCCAUGGUUUCCUCGCGCUCUUUAUUCUAAAUACAUCGCUCCAGAAGUCGGAAACGCAGUUGGAUGUGACGGAAACGCCCCAGAAGCAACCCUCCUCAACUGCCUUCGUUCCGUCCCGGCUUCAAUGUAUCUUGAUAACUCAACUGAUUUCCAGACUGCUACAAAGUCCUUCUCAUCCAACAAGGCAAAUCACUUCUACCAUAAUACAGAACUGCUAUCCGCAAGUGAACCGUUCAUGCCGAUGGUAGAUGACACCGGAUCAGGCGUUAUCGACGACCAAUUUAACAUCCUCCUCUCCAAGAACAAGCUCCCAAUCAACGUCCCGACCAUGUUCACCAAUGUCCGCGACGAAGCAAGCCUCUACAUGGCCAUUUUCGGCUCGACCCAGAGCCCACUCGCUACAUUGCUUAGCGUUAUAUUCGGCGAUACCCUCGCUCGGAAAAUAAUAUCCUCUGGGGCAUACAAGGUUAAUGAUUCCGAUCACGAUGCCGUCUUAAACGCUGCUUCCGAUGCAGUAUCGCACAGUCAGUGGACUUGCCCACAGGGCUAUCUUCUCGAGAAUUCCAUUUCCAUCUUUCCUGUCCUAUACCAAGUCCAAAUAGCAGAUGGUCAUGCAGAGACAUCAAAUAUGCCGGGCAUCUGUUACCCGAAUACUGCGUACAAUGCUUCCUGCCAUACCUCAGAUGUCUUGCUCGCGUGGGGUACCCUGAACACCAAGACGCAAGAUGUGUAUCCGUACUACGAUGAUUUGGAUAUUCUUCACUCACAGCUUGUUCAUGAUGUAUUCGGUGCGUUUUUCCGCGAAAGAAACCCAAAUCCGGAUCUGGAGUUCUUGAAGAUCCGUGGUCCUGCGUAUGCAAGUACUCUCUCUAUAUUUGGUGGAGAGUCGGUUGGUUCGAACUCUUCGUUUGGGCGUUCUGAGAAGCGGUUUCUUAUUGAGGAGUAUACGGCUUCAACACGAAAUAUGACGCUUUUGGGAAUGCCGCCGUCUACUACGGCCAAUUUUGAGGACGAGGAGAUUUGUGCUGUGCUGCGCGAUUAUGGUUUUACUUUCCAGAGGGCGCGGCUGUCGGAUUAG